This is a messenger RNA of Striga hermonthica, 978 nucleotides long. The record is from the annotation of a GenBank genome assembly. Lineage: Eukaryota; Viridiplantae; Streptophyta; Magnoliopsida; Lamiales; Orobanchaceae.
AUGGAAACCUCCGGUGGUUCCAGCGGCGGCGCAUACGAGCUGCUGCCGCCGCUUUACUUUACUUUCACACUCAUUUGGGCUCUCUCCGCCGCUUCCUGGACCUUCAACACUUGCAUAAACGCCCAUUUUCAGCAGCCCAAUAAACUGCAAUGGAUGCUUGCCUCUGUGCCCUGGAUCAAAGCUCUUCAUCUCUCAUUAUCUUUCCUCUUUUGGUAUUCGUAUUUUUAUUCAAAUAUGUGCUCUUUAUGGGUGUCUUUUGGGGUGUACAUAAUGGGGAUAGUAUUUCAAACAUCUGCAUUUGUAUCGUUUUUCCUCAUUUCCCAUGGUUAUUGCAUCACGUGCCACCGGCUCUCAUUGUCCGAACGUCGAACUAUGGCCAUUCAAUCAUGUGUGUUCUACAUGACUCUCGUUGGCUAUAGAGCUUCUGUACCGUAUUUUUUCGGGCUUUUGUUGGUCAAUUACGUCAUCGUGUUCUACGCUAUAUUCAACCACAUAUCACGAAAUUUAAAUGUUUUACGCGACCAAUUGAGCUUCAUAGAAGAUGAGGAUGUGCACGCAAUGCAUGAUGCCGUUUAUACGAAAUACAUCAUGUUCAAGAAAUUUCGAGGGGCAAUGAAUGUUGUGGCAGUCUCAGAACUUGCAGUGUUCAUAAGCAUGGAUAAUUCAUUGGAAAAUUUUUGGGUUCGGUUGUUGAUUCGUGAGUGGGCUCAGUUCUUUAUCUUCUUGUACAUUGGAUGGAUAUUCAGGUGUCAAGAAUUGGCACCUCAUUUUUCGCUUAUGCCUGCAUUGAGUUCUAAUAGGGAGACAACAAUACCUCCUAUCUACAGCAUUGAAAUGGAUGCGCAGACUUUCAAAGCUUUUAGAAGUCACGAAUGGCACAUUGGGGUGCCAACUUUACCACACAAGGAAAGUUUGAAGGACUCGGUUGUGGUUGUGAUCCGGCAACCGAAUGCAUACAGCUUAUCGAUUGGCUCGUGA